This is a messenger RNA of Closterium sp. NIES-65, 1014 nucleotides long. NCBI's taxonomy places the organism in Eukaryota, Viridiplantae, Streptophyta, Zygnematophyceae, Desmidiales, Closteriaceae. The record is from the annotation of a GenBank genome assembly.
AUGGGAGAGGAGAGAGGACAGCAAGAGCAGCAGCAAGAGGGGCAGCAGCAAGAAGGUCAACAGGGGCGACAGCAGGAGGGUCAACGGGGCCAGGCUACUAGGGGAGAGGAGAGGGGACAGCAGCGGCAGCAGCAGCAGCAGCAGCAACAGCAACAACAUGGCCAGCAAUGGCAGGAGGGGCAGGUUAGUGGGGGAGAGGAGAGAGGACAGCACAGCCAGCAACAGGAGGUUCAGCAGGGGCAGGAGAGGCUGGUGAGUGGGGAAGAGGAGAGGGGACAACAGGGGCAGCAGCGGGAUGGCCAGCAAGGGCAGGUCGGGCUCCGGGUCCAGGGGGCGACCCAGCCCUUGGGUGCGAGCUGGUUCGGGGAGAGAGGGAGAGAGGAGGUGGCGGGGAACAUGACUGCAGGAGCGCAGGGGUUAGGAGGGAAGGGUAUGGAAGGGGGGGAUAGGGCGAGGGUGCUGGGGGGUUUGGGGUUGGGGAGAGGGGAUGGGAGGAGGCAGGUGGGUGGGGGAGAGGAUAGAGAGGCAGAGACGACAAAGGAGGAGGCACAGAGGGACCAGGCACAGCAGCAGCCAGUACAACAGCAAAGGCAGGCUAGACGCACAGGCCGCAUAGGGGCACCAGCCCGCAUUCCAGAUCUGACUUGCCGCGAUAUAGAAAAAACUUUGAUGGUGUUGGUAGACGUCCCCAUUGCAGAUCCACAGCAACAGGGGAAUACCGGGCUUAGACGAGUGGCCCCAGUGCAGAUAGGUGUUGCAGCAGCCAGACGAGUGCAGGACAAGUUGCGGGAUUGGGCACCGCAUCUAGAGGGAUUACAACCGCCGCCACACUUUUAUGCUUGUGUAGUGGAGACGUUUGGGUUGCUCAGCGAGCCAAUGAGGCAGUGUUUCCUCCUUUUAGUUUCUUCCUCUCUUCUUUUCCUCUUUCCACCUUUCCUUCGACCCUUCUCUUCUUCUCAAGCUCUUCUCUCCUUAUCACCCUUUCUUUGUUCCACCAUCUCUACCGUACUCUAA